Molecule: messenger RNA, 345 nt
Organism: Quercus robur (English oak)
Lineage: Eukaryota; Viridiplantae; Streptophyta; Magnoliopsida; Fagales; Fagaceae
Exons: 3
Coding region: 1-345 (114 amino acids)
Biological process (GO): translation
Cellular component (GO): cytosolic small ribosomal subunit; ribosome
Molecular function (GO): structural constituent of ribosome
Source: RefSeq, a predicted model, not a curated record
AUGCCCAGUGGGCAUUGCCCACCAAGGUUCUGCACAUCACCACCAGGAAGUCCCCUUGUGGUGAAGUAUUUCUCUAUUGGUUUAUUACUUAGCCUGCUAUUACCUGUAUAUCCUCUGCUUAAGGAAAUUGUUAGUGGCGUCUCACAGGGUCCCUUGUAUCAUAAUUCAAAGACAGCAGGGAGAGAUCCAGGGUUUGCGUUGAGGUACCAACACUUGGAUAGAUUUGAACUUCGUGUCCACAAACAAGUUAUUGACCUCUUCAGCUCCCCUGAAGUUGUUAAGCAGAUUACCUCCAUCGCUAUUGAACCUGGCGUGGAAGUCGAAGUUACAAUUGCCGACUCUUGA